AUGAAGCGCGCGCGCAGCUCCGAGGGAUUCCUCGGCGUGAGCCGGCUGCGCGCGCGCCGGGGCCUGGGUGCGCCGCUCCUCGCCGCGGCGGCGUUCGCCUACCUACUGUUCGUGUCCGUCAAGCUCGGUGGCCUCGGCGGCGCGGUGCCCGCGCCUGCUGCCGUCGGCCGCCGCCUGGCCACCGCCGGCGCGGGCGAUCCGCUGCGGCGUCGGCGGGUCGAGGAGCCGCCUGCUCGCGCGAGGGGCGGUACGAGCGGCGGGGGCGUGUCCGGGUACGGCCGCAUCACCGGCGAGAUCCUCCGGCGGCAGGAGGCCGUCGGGGAGCGGCGGAAGCGGUGGGGCCGGCUGGGGAGCUCCACGGAGCUGGAGCGCGUGGCGGCCGAGGCGUGGGCGCUCGGGGCCGCCGCGUGGGAGGAGGCCUCCGCGUUCGCCGGCGACGUCGACUCCAUCGCCUCCCGCGAAGACGGGGAGGGCGCGGCCAAGUGCCCCGGCUCGCUCGCGCUCGGCGCCGGGGUGACCGCGGCGUUCCUGCCGUGCGGGCUGGCGGCCGGGUCCGCGGUGACGGUGGUGGGGACGGCGCGCGCGGCGCGGCCCGAGUACGUCGAGGCGCUGGAGCGGAGCGGCGCGGGCAACGGGACGGUGCUGGUGGCGCAGUUCGCUUUGGAGCUGCGCGGCCUGCGCGCCGCCGACGGCGAGGAGCCGCCUAGGAUACUCCACCUCAACCCGCGGCUGCGCGGCGACUGGAGCGGCCACCCCGUGCUGGAGAUGAACACCUGCUUCCGAAUGCAGUGGGGCAGGGCGCAGCGCUGCGACGGCACCCCUUCCAGAGACGAUGACCUGGUCGAUGGAUUCAGAAAAUGUGAGAAAUGGGAGCGGCAGGACAUGGUUGAGUCGAAAGAAACAAAGACAAGCUCAUGGUUCAACAGAUUUAUCGGGCGAGCAAAGAAACCAGAAAUGACAUGGCCAUUCCCAUUUUCAGAGGGGAAGAUGUUUGUUCUCACUAUCCAAGCUGGCGUUGAAGGAUAUGAUAUUAAUGUGGGAGGCCGCCAUGUUGCCUCAUUUCCUCAUAGGAUGGGAUUCACUCUCGAAGAUGCAACAGGUUUAGCCAUAACAGGGGGCAUAGAUGUUCACUCUGUAUAUGCAACAGCGCUUCCAAAGGCCCAUCCUAGUUUUUCUCUCCAUCAAGUCUUGGAAAUGUCUGAAAGGUGGAAGGCUCGCCCUGUCCCAGAGGAACCAAUUCAUCUUUUCAUUGGCAUCCUCUCUGCUACAAACCAUUUCGCUGAGCGCAUGGCUAUUAGGAAAACUUGGAUGCAGUUUCCGGCUAUCCAAUUGGGGAAUGCAGUUGCUCGGUUCUUUGUUGCGCUGAGCCACAGAAAGGAGAUAAACGCAGCACUAAAGAAGGAAGCAGAAUAUUUUGGAGACAUAGUCAUUCUGCCAUUUAUCGACCGGUAUGAGCUGGUGGUUCUGAAAACAGUUGCGAUAUGUCAAUAUGGGGGGCAAAAUGUCACUGCAGAUUACAUCAUGAAGUGUGAUGAUGACACCUUUGUGCGGCUGGAUAUAGUAUUGCAACAGAUCACUACCUACAACAGAACCUUACCUCUGUAUCUGGGCAACCUGAACCUCUUGCACAGGCCUCAAAGAAGCGGCAAAUGGGCCGUCACCUACGAGGAAUGGCCUGAAGCGGCGUAUCCCCCGUACGCCAAUGGACCUGGCUACGUUAUCUCGGCUGACAUCGCGAGAGAUAUAGCAUCUCGGCAUACAAAUCACUCCCUGCGGCUGUUCAAGAUGGAGGAUGUGAGCAUGGGCAUGUGGGUGGAGGACUACAACGCGAGCGCCCCUGUGCAGUACGUUCACAGCUGGAGGUUCUGCCAGUUCGGCUGCGUGGACAACUACUUCACGGCGCACUACCAGUCUCCUAGCCAGAUGAUGUGCCUCUGGGAGAAACUAUGCUCUUUGCAUAGCUCAAGCUCCAAUCUGAUGGAUUCUGAUGACAAGAAGUUUGGAAACGGGCCAAGGGAGCUCACUGGUGCUGUUGAUUUGAUCAGCCACUACAAACUGCUGCCACACCAUGAUUUCUUUUGCAAGAAACCUUUGCCACUGGCAAUAUCAGAUACACAUUAUCUUCACAAUGUUGUGGGAGACACUGAAAUUCGCAAAGGAGAAGGAAUGGAGUUAGAUCAACUUGUUCAGAAUGCAUAUAUGAGGGAUAAACCUGCUUAUAUUCAGCCCUUUGAUAUGGUAACACUGGGGCAAGCGUUCCAACUUCGAGAAACAGCUCCUGUGGAUUUGCCCUCUACUGAAAAGGGUAUACCGACUAUUUCGGGUAAACCAAAAAGUGAGUCCAAGGACAAAGAGAAGAAGCAUAAAAAGCACAAAGACAGAGACAGGGACAAAGACAAGGAACAUAAGAAGCACAAACAUCGGCAUAAGGAUCGGAGUAAGGACAAAGAUAAAGACAAAGACAAGGAUAAGAAAAAAGAUAAAAGUGGUCAUCAUGAUUCUGAUUCAAAGAAACAUCAUGAAAAGAAGAGGAAGCAUGAGGGAACAGAAGAUUCAGCGGAUGUGCAUAAGCACAAGAAGAGUAAGGAGACUGAUGGUUCAAACCCUGUGCAGAAUAGUGGGUGUCAUGAGUUGGAGGUCUUGAUAAGAACAUAA
This is a messenger RNA of Miscanthus lutarioriparius, 2655 nucleotides long. NCBI's taxonomy places the organism in Eukaryota, Viridiplantae, Streptophyta, Magnoliopsida, Poales, Poaceae. The record is from the annotation of a GenBank genome assembly.